AUGCAGAAGUGGUUUCUGCUCUCCUCCACCGCCCUGAUCAUUCCGUCCUCUGUGCUCGUCUACCUGAUCGACCCGCUCCGCUACCUCGGAGUGCCGCGGCGGUGUGUGCAGAGCAUCUGCGUCUUCAUCCUCGGCUACGCUUUCAAGGCGGUCUGGUGGGUCAACCCACAGAUCCGCGUGCACGUGCAGUUCGACGCCAACGAGCAUGGAAAGCCGGCGUGCUGGGACGACAUCGCCCGAACCGGCACCGCCUUCGCACUGAACCACACCUCCUUCUGGGAUGCCUUCGAGAUGAUCAGCAUCACCCCCCUGUUGCACCUCAUGCAGAUGCGCACGCUGAUGAAGUCGUCGCUGCGCAACAUCCCAGUCUUCGGCGGCGUCUUCGACCGCGUCGGGCACUUCCCCGUGUACUUCAAGUCGGACGAGGACGGUAACUUCCAUGUUGACAAGGAGAAGCAGGCGAUAGUGUCGCAACACAUGCGCUGGCACCUGCGCCUCGGCGGCAGCAUCGCCUUCUUCCCCGAAGGCACCAUCAACAAAACCCCGGAGACGCUGCAGACGUUCCGCUACGGCACCUUCGCUACCAUCAUCGAGCAUCGCCUCCGCGUCUACUACGUGGUGGCCGUUGGCAGCGAGAAGACGUGGGCGCCGCGAAUGGCGUACGGCGGGCUGCCGGCAGACAUCCACAUCCGCAUCGGCGCCUACCCGGUCGACUUCGACAAGGACUCCAGCAAAAGCGUCGCGGUGGGACUGCAGAAGCACAUGCAGCAGGUGCGGGACGAAAUCGCGGCUGAGGUAGCCGCCGCGGAGGAGCCGAGGCGGCGGCGCAAGGAUCCGGUGUCAGAGGCGAAGGGAGCGAAGACGCUGGGCAUUGCGGCGCCCCACGCUGCUCGUGAGGCCCAUGCGACAAGGGCGACGGCGUAA
Messenger RNA from Leishmania mexicana MHOM/GT/2001/U1103, 924 nucleotides. Its product is annotated as acyltransferase-like protein, copy 2. The record is from RefSeq and is a predicted model, not a curated record. Gene Ontology annotation, cellular component: endoplasmic reticulum. Bases 1 to 924 code for a protein of 307 amino acids. The transcript has a single exon. NCBI's taxonomy places the organism in Eukaryota, Euglenozoa, Kinetoplastea, Trypanosomatida, Trypanosomatidae. Gene Ontology annotation, molecular function: 1-acylglycerol-3-phosphate O-acyltransferase activity. Gene Ontology annotation, biological process: phosphatidic acid biosynthetic process.